ACGAGUUAGAAGUGAGGUGGGGGGAGAGGUGGUGGAAGGGCUCAUGUUUUAUAAGAGUGAAGAUCAAAACUUGAAUGAUCAGAGAGACAGAAACUUUCAGUAAAGCUACGAACGUACACAUUACGCCUGCUGCGUGAGCGAGACCGAUUCUGAUAACUUCUCAACCAAGCAACAAGAUUAUUUUCUGAGCGAUUCAGAUUGUAAACAUUUGUUGCUGAGAGAUACUACACUCAGUCACCGACUGACUGAAGAUGAGAUCCAGCCUGGGGUUAGCCUGUCUUCUCUGCUUCAUCACAUGGAUGAGCGUGGUCCAUGCAACCCAUGGACCUAUGUCAAGUUGUCUGUGUGUCAGGUUGUCCAACACCAAAGUCACAGUUAAAAAAAUUGUGAAUUACACCAUCCAGUCUGAUGGCAUCUGUCCCAUGAAAGCUGUAGUGUUUCAGACGCAGUCUGGAAAGAGACUUUGCUCCGACCCUAACAACAACUGGGCAAAAAGAGCCAUGAAGAAGGUGGACGAGGAGACAAAAGUGCAGCUAAAGGUGGAACAGAAUGACGAGGGAUCAGCAAGUGGCAUCACAAUGGCAACGUCCACUACACCAAAAAUGCACCAUGGGAGUACGGCAGGACAGGAAAGAGGCAGCGGAGGAGAAAAUCCAGGGCAGUGAAGAAGUGGCAGAGAGGUCAAAGUUACCACUGCUCUUCCAACUGGAUUUAUUCUGCUGUGUCACAUUAACUGUAAACAAACCUGAAACAAAAACAGACUUUUAUAUAUUAUUAUUUAAUGAUUUUUAUUUGCAGUAUAUAUUUAAAUAUAUCUUCACCAUACAUUGUUGUAUAUAUAUGUGUGUGUAUAUUUGUACUUUUCUGUUGCCAAUAAAGUCUCUCUGAGAAAAUUA
Messenger RNA from Lates calcarifer (barramundi perch), 896 nucleotides. Its product is annotated as eotaxin. Gene Ontology annotation, molecular function: CCR chemokine receptor binding; chemokine activity. The transcript is spliced from 3 exons. The record is from RefSeq and is a predicted model, not a curated record. The coding region runs from base 252 to 665 and encodes 137 amino acids. Gene Ontology annotation, biological process: lymphocyte chemotaxis; chemokine-mediated signaling pathway; positive regulation of GTPase activity. Lineage: Eukaryota; Metazoa; Chordata; Actinopteri; Centropomidae. Gene Ontology annotation, cellular component: extracellular region.